Messenger RNA from Penicillium verhagenii, 576 nucleotides. RefSeq names its product BTB/POZ domain-containing protein. The record is from RefSeq and is a predicted model, not a curated record. NCBI's taxonomy places the organism in Eukaryota, Fungi, Ascomycota, Eurotiomycetes, Eurotiales, Aspergillaceae. The coding region runs from base 1 to 576 and encodes 191 amino acids. Gene Ontology annotation, molecular function: protein binding. The transcript has 3 exons.
AUGACCCUAUCGGAAGGAAGUGCCAGGUCUUUUACAGAACUUCGUCUUCCACUGUAUCAUGGUCCUACCGUGAAAAUCCAGAUACGCUCUAGCCACCACGAAUAUGAGGUUUCCAAAAACAUCCUUUGCCGAAACUCCACCUACUUUGCGGCAAUGUUUGAAGGAAAAUUUCAAGAGGGAAGACAGCAGACAGCAACGCUCCAAGAAAUGUCAGGCGUGGUUUCGGUUCGAAGUUUCGAAUCACUCAUACAAUGGUUAUAUCUAGGCAUUGUUAAAUUUGAUUACAACGGACCAGAGGAUGGAAUAUCAGCUGCGAUAGAGCUUGUCAGACUGGCAGAUAUGUGCAAUAUCACAGGCAUGGAAUGCUCAAUGGCUCAGCAUAUCAAGGAUAUCCUUGUUGCCAAUCCCGAGCCUCGGCGAUCGUCUAAGAACUCAGACCUGCAUCACUCUCCCAAUACCUAUUGCCUCACACGAGAACAUAUUAUCUCGACAACGAAUUUGCCUGUGGAGCAUCCAGAUACUCAGGGAUUUCCCAGCUUUGCAGUGGACCUACUUCAUGAAGUCGAUCGGCGCUGA